This is a messenger RNA of Acanthoscelides obtectus, 281 nucleotides long. The record is from the annotation of a GenBank genome assembly. Lineage: Eukaryota; Metazoa; Arthropoda; Insecta; Coleoptera; Chrysomelidae.
AAACAACCUAGCUUCAUUGCUGCUUAUGCUUGCUAAUUAUGGAGUCUCAAAGAAUCCAGAGCCGUUGAGAUCAUGGGUCUGCUAUAAGGAAGGAGUCCGGUCUAGGGCGGACCUUUUUGCCGCUGGACUAGUCUGGUUUACCAUAUUUGACUAGUAUGGGUGCUUGAUUUCUACAGAGUUAAGGUUCAAGUUACUCUUACUUAAAUGAGACUUAAUAGCAAUACUAAGAGAAGGAACGGUGAGAAAGAAAGAAAAAUAAACUGCUUAGCUGAGGAAACCUG